Messenger RNA from Lepus europaeus (European hare), 2157 nucleotides. It is a transcript of the gene KEL, whose product is annotated as Kell metallo-endopeptidase (Kell blood group). NCBI's taxonomy places the organism in Eukaryota, Metazoa, Chordata, Mammalia, Lagomorpha, Leporidae. Gene Ontology annotation, biological process: protein processing. The coding region runs from base 16 to 2157 and encodes 713 amino acids. Gene Ontology annotation, molecular function: metalloendopeptidase activity. The record is from RefSeq and is a predicted model, not a curated record. The transcript has 18 exons. Gene Ontology annotation, cellular component: plasma membrane.
AGCCAGGCCAGCAGAAUGGGGACUCCCUGGAGCCAGGAGAGCUCUCCAGAUGAGGGCCAGCCUGCUGACUGGAACAGACCGCGGGCACCAGCCCGCCGGGUGCUGCUGGCUGUCCUGAUUAUCAGCCUGCUCCUUGGCUCUUCUGUGCUUUUGGUCUUCAUCUUCCGGAACUGUGGCCCUCGCCCCUGUGACACACCUGUGUGCUUGGAUCUCCUGGCCCGUUAUAUGGCCUCUGGGAACAGCGGUGUGGACGCCUGCACUGACUUCUUCAGCUUGGCCUGUGGAAAGGCCAGUGGCACCAGUGAUUCUUUCCGGGAUCUAGCGGAGGAGAACAAGAGCCGACUCCGGAGAAUACUAGAAGCCCCAGGUUCCUGGCAUCCAGGCUCUGGGGAGGAAAAAGCCUUCCAAUUCUAUAGCUCCUGUAUGGACACUCAGGCCAUUGAAGACGCAGGGACUGGCCCCCUCAGACAAGUUAUUGAGGAGCUUGGAGGCUGGCACAUCUCUGGCAAUUGGACUUCCAUAGACUUUAACCAAACUCUGGCGCUCCUAAUGAGUCGGUAUGGCCACUUUCCAUUCUUCAGAGCCUAUCUGCGACCGCAUCCGGCCCCUCCACACACACCAGUUAUCCAGAUAGACCAGCCAGAGUUUGACGCACCCCUCAAGCAAGAGCAGGAACAGAAGAUCUAUGCCCAGAUCGUGCGGGAAUACCUGACUUACCUGAAUCAGCUCGGAACCUUGCUGGGAGGCGACCCAGACAAGGUGCAAGAACACGCCUCGUUGUCUAUCUCCAUCACCUCACGGCUGUUCCAGUUCCUGAGACCCCUGGAGCAGCGGCAGGCACAGGGCAACCUCUUCCAGACAGUCACCAUUAACCAACUGCAGGAAAUGGCCCCUGCUAUCGACUGGUUGUCCUGCUUGCAAGCAACCUUCACACCCAUGUUGCUGAGCCCCUCACAGCCCCUCGUGGUCCAUGACCUGGAGUACGUGAAGAACAUGUCACAGCUGGUAGAAGGGCUGCUGGUCAAACACAGGGACUUUCUGCAGAGCCACAUGAUCUUGGGGCUGGUGGGAACUCUUUCUCCGGCCCUGGAUAGCAAAUUCCAGGAGGCACGCAGAUCGCUGAACCAGAAACUGCGGGAGCUGACGGAGCGACCACCUCUGCCAGCCCACCCACGAUGGAUGGAGUGUGUGGAGGAGACAGGAACCUACUUCGAGCCUACCCUGGCCGCUUUGUUUGUUCAUGAGGCCUUUGGCCCAAGCACCCAAAGUGCCGCCAUGGAAUUAUUCACUGCAAUCAAGGAUGCCCUCAUUGCUCGCCUCAAAAGACUUCCCUGGAUGAAUGAGGAGACCAGGAAAGAGGCCCAGGACAGGGUCACCCACCUGCAGGUGAAGAUAGGGGCCCCAGAAUGGGCCCUGAAGCCAGAACUGGCCAAACAAGGAUACAGUGAUAUACAACUUGGACCCAGCUUCCUGCAGUCCGUCCUGAGCUGUGUCCGAUCCCUCCGGGCUAGAAUUGUCCAGAGCUUCUUGGAGCCUUUCCCUCACCACAGAUGGCAGGUGUCCCCCUGGGGAGUCAAUGCUUACUAUUCGAUACCUGACCAUGUUGUAGUCUUCCCGGCUGGACUCCUCCAACCUCCCUUCUUCCACCCCGGUUACCCCAGAGCCGUGAACUUUGGCGCUGCUGGCAGCAUCAUGGCGCAUAAGCUUCUGCACAUCUUCUCCCAGCUCUUGCUCCCUGGGGGCUGUCUGAACUGUGACGCUGGUGCUCUGCAGGAGGCAUCCCUGUGCCUGGAGCGCCGUUAUGCUGCCUUCCCGUUGCCCAGCGGAACUUCCUUCAAUGGCUCGACCACGUUCCUGGAGAACACUGCAGAUGUAGGGGGGCUUUCCAUUGCAUUCCAGGCAUACAGCAGGAGUCUAAUACGUCACCGUGGGGAGACCACCCUGCCCAACCAGGACCUCAAUUCCCAUCAGCUUUUCUUCCGAAGCUAUGCCCAGGUGAUGUGUAGGGAGCCCAGCCCCCAGGACUCCCAGGAUAUUCACAGCCCUCCCAGUCUUCGCAUCCAUGGACCCCUGAGCCAGAUCCCAGCCUUUGCCAGAUAUUUCCACUGUCCACGUGGUACCCUCCUGAACCCUUCCAGCCGCUGCCAACUCUGGUAA